This is a messenger RNA of Myxocyprinus asiaticus (Chinese sucker), 3286 nucleotides long. RefSeq names its product ALG10 alpha-1,2-mannosyltransferase (gene alg10). Gene Ontology annotation, cellular component: endoplasmic reticulum. The record is from RefSeq and is a predicted model, not a curated record. Lineage: Eukaryota; Metazoa; Chordata; Actinopteri; Cypriniformes; Catostomidae. Gene Ontology annotation, molecular function: dolichyl pyrophosphate Glc2Man9GlcNAc2 alpha-1,2-glucosyltransferase activity. The coding region runs from base 216 to 1637 and encodes 473 amino acids. Gene Ontology annotation, biological process: dolichol-linked oligosaccharide biosynthetic process; protein N-linked glycosylation. The transcript is spliced from 3 exons.
UUUACACUCGGACUAGAGAGCAUGUGACGCAUCAGGAAGCUAUCAAAAACCAAAACUAAAAAAUGCGAUUUUUGCAUAUAUCUGCAAUUGUUUGACACUGAAUGAAGAUCGAGCUCAAGGAAUGGCUGCAUCGCAUAAUCUCUAAAUCACCCCAGUAAAUUAUAAAAUUUCAUACGUGUUAUACCAAAGAUCGAGUGAUUGUUGUUUGAAUCAGAAUGGAGAGAUUUGAGGUUUAUAUCUUCACAGCUCUGUGCAGCGUCAACUUUCUCAUCUCCUGCCUCCUGUUCUCCAAAAUCACUCGAGAACAGAGAGAGCCGUACAUGGAUGAGAUCUUCCAUGUGCCUCAAGCUCAGAAGUAUUGUGAAGGGAAGUUCAAUGAGUGGGACCCGAUGAUCACCACUCUUCCUGGGUUGUAUCUGGCAUCAGUGGGUCUGAUCCGGCCGAUGGUGUGGCUGUUUGAUCUGAAGGGAAGGGUGGUCUGCUCUACUGCCAUGCUGAGAUUCAUCAACCUUCUGUUCAACAGUGGCAAUCUAUACAUCAUCUAUCUGAUCAUCUGCAGACUGCACUUGAAAGAUAAGUCCCGUUCUGAUGUUCGAAGAAUGUUCUCUGCCCUGGUUCUGUCCACAUUCCCUGUGCUCUACUUCUUCACGUUCUUGUAUUAUACUGAUGCUGGUUCCACAUUCUUCACCCUCUUCACUUACCUCAUGGCCCUGUAUGGAUGCCACAAUGCGGCGGCGCUCCUCGGCAUCUGCGCCAUCCUCUUCCGCCAGACCAACAUUAUCUGGGUGGCAUUCUGUGCAGGCACCGUAGUGGCACAAAAAAUGGACGAGACUUGGCGAACUGAACAGUUGAAGAAGCGAGAUGAAAAAUUGCCCUCCCAGGUCCCUCUAACAAUCAGUGGGGCAAUGCGAGUAAUGCGUUUCCUAUUGGAUUUCCUUAAAACCGCUAGCAAUAUAAAAGCCUUGGUCGUGUCGACGUGGCCGUACAUUGCAGUAGCUGUUGGUUUUGUUGUUUUCGUGGUGUUGAACGAUGGAAUUGUGGUGGGAGAUCGAAGUAGUCAUGAAGCGUGUCUGAACUUUCCUCAGCUUUUCUAUUUCUUGUCAUUUAUGCUUAUAUUUUCUCUCCCUACCUCACUGAGCUACCAAAGGGUGGUCAGAUUUCUACAGUCUUUAAGAAGGCAACCCUUAAUUUACGCUGUACUGAUGGCGGUCUUCCUGUUUUUGGUCUGGAAAUUCACAUUCGUUCACAAAUACGUGCUCGCAGACAACAGACACUUUCCGUUUUACGUGUGGAAACGAAUUUUCCAGAAACAUGACCUUGUUCGUUUUCUUCUUGUCCCCGGAUAUGUGUUUGCAGCAUGGAACUUUGUAGAUACUUUGAGGUCCAAGUCGUUGUUCUGGUGUCUGGCUUUCUUCGUGUGUCUGGUCGCGGCUACCGUUCCGCAGAAACUCGUGGAGUUCCGAUAUUUCAUCCUGCCGUAUCUGUUAUAUCGCGUCCAUGUCCCCCUACCCUCUAUUCCCAAACUGCUGCUGGAGUUUGGCCUUUACACGGCAGUGAAUGCAGCAACAAUUUAUAUAUUCAUCUAUAAAACAUUCCAGUGGCCCGACAGUACAGACGCGCAGAGAUUCAUGUGGUGAAUCGACCAACAUAUAGCAUUGAAACUGUUGAUCACAUUUUGUGUGUACAAAAGGAAAUGGUGUAAGUUUUGCACCAUUUGUCAAUUACAAAAAUAAAUAUAAAUACAAUAUUUCAGAAUAUGAUGCAACGACAUGAUCCAUGUAUUUAUUUGCUGUUGUAUUCAUGUGCAUUUUGGCAAAUGUUAUUUGUACGUUUAUGUGUAUAUUAAAGUAUAUACAUAGAGUAUACAGAGUAAGGUAGGAUGUAACCAUUCCUUUGACCAACCCAAUCAGAUUAGGUUUAUAUAUAUAUAUAUAUAUAUAUAUUUUUUUUUUUUUUCCAAAGGAUUAGUCCACUCAAAAAUUUAAAAAACUGAAAAUCUUGUCAUCCAACAUAGCUUUCCUUGGCACGUUCAUGAGUGAAGUAGGGAUGUCUUAUUUGUGAACGAAUCAUUCUUUUGAGUGAGAUCUUUUCAAAUAAUCAGUUGAUCCACUUCAUAAAACCUGAAUGAUUCAUUCAUGAAUCAUAGUGAUCCGGUUCUUGAGGUCAGCUCACUGAAGGAAAGAUUUUCAGUAGAAAAAAUACGCAACUUUAGCCUAUUUCUCGCCCAAAUCAUAUGACUCCAGAAGACUAGAAUAUUGUGCACAAGUCAUAUGGACUACAUUCAUGAUACGUUUAUGGUGCUUUUUGCAUCCCUUUUGAACCUUUAAAGCUGCAGUCCCCAUCCAUUGAAACUUUUUUUGAACUGAGUGACCAGUACAUUCUUCAAAAUUGUAGUCAUAAGAAAGUCAAACAGGCUUGACGUGAUUGUGAGUAAAUGAUGACAGAAUUUUCAUUUUUGGGUGAACUAUCCCUUAAGUACAAACAUCAGUGUUUUCAAAAGCCAUUCACUUUAUGUUUGUGUAUUGCAGUUUGAGUUAGUUCAAUCAUGUUAAUAAUUUGUUGUGUAUUUUGUUACUUUCAUGUUGUGUAAUUGUUUUUAAAGUCUCUGUAUUUCAGUACUGUCUUUUGGUUUAUUUUGGUAGACCGUUAUAAGUUUUAUCUUGUGUAAUUUUGAAUAAUUUUUUUUUUCUUUUCUCAGUUUAAUUGAUUUUUGUCUGUUUUUUUUUUUCCAAGUUCUCAUUAGUAUUUCCUUUCAUUCAUUCUUUGGGUAUUAUUAAAUGGUUUUGAUGUCCUAAAAAUGAUGGAAUACAUUAAUUACCUUCAUAGCUUCAAUUUUGUUUAUUAAUGGUUUCCAAGAACUUUAAAUUGCUUGAGUAAACUACAAUAACUUAAAGGUGCACUCAGUAAUUUUUUCCUCAUUAAAAAAGUUUUACAUCUAAGGAAAUAAACUGCAAUAUAUGUAUAAAAUCUGAGCACUCAUAUGAGAUUAAGACUCCAGUAAUAUGAGUAACCUUAUAAAAGCUGUAUUAUUGUACAUGGAAAUGGUCCGCACAUGGGGGCUGUCAUGUUAGAAUCACAUGACCAGCCGAAAACUGCUUGCUUAAUCUCAGUAACCGCCCUGUUAUUGGACACUUUCACUCAUGGAUUAAAUUAAUCAUGGCUGACUGUGAAAUGUUAAUUUCUAUAUUGGCAUCUGUAACUGAAAACUGUUGAUUUUAAAUUAUGUAAAUAUUUUGUUUGCUCAACUUAAAUUGUAGACAUUGGUUCCAUACAUUGAAAAUUAGUU